Lasiodiplodia theobromae is the source of this 1269-nucleotide messenger RNA. Its product is annotated as Epoxide hydrolase. Gene Ontology annotation, biological process: epoxide metabolic process. Gene Ontology annotation, molecular function: epoxide hydrolase activity. The record is from RefSeq and is a predicted model, not a curated record. The coding region runs from base 1 to 1269 and encodes 422 amino acids. Lineage: Eukaryota; Fungi; Ascomycota; Dothideomycetes; Botryosphaeriales; Botryosphaeriaceae. The transcript is spliced from 3 exons.
AUGGGCCUCAAGUCUCCCAUCCCAAUCGAUCAGCUAACGCUCAACGAGCCCGUCCCAUACAAAAUCGAGGUCGACCGAGAACUUCUCGCAGUCACGAAGAAGAAAUUAGAGCUCGCCAGAUAUCCCGAGGAACAAAGCGACUUCGGUGAGGACGACUGGUCACAAGGGGCAAAGGUGUCACGGGUCAAGGAACUUGCGCAGUUCUGGAAGGAUGAAUAUGACUGGGAGAAGCAAGCGAACCAUUUAAACACAAUCUUCAACCACUACCUCGUCAAACUCGCCGUCCCGGGCUACGGCCACCUCGUCCUCCACUACACUCACACCAAGUCCCCCUCCCCCACCGCCAUCCCCCUCCUCUUCUCCCACGGCUGGCCGGGCUCCAUCAUCGAAGCCACCAAAGUCCUCUCACCACUCACCAACCCCGAGAACCCCUCCUCCUCCUCCACCCCUUCCUUCCACCUCGUCGCGCCCUCCAUCCCCGGCUUCGGCUUCUCCCCCGCGCCCCCCACCUCCGGCGUCGGCCCCACCAUCGUCGCGCGCGCCUACAAGCUCCUCAUGACCGACGUGCUCGGCUAUUCGUCGUUCAUCACGCAAGGCGGCGACUUCGGCUCGUUCAUCACGCGGUCCAUGGCGCUGCAGUACCCCACCGUCGUCCGCGCGCAGCACCUGAACAUGUUUCCGGCGACGCGGCCGGCGGUGCUGUCUGCGCCUCUGGCGUGGCUGCGCUGGCGCUUCGCGGGGCUGACGUACAGCGAGUGGGAGCGCGAGGCGCUGGAGGUGCGGGAGGACUUUGAGAUGCACGGAAGCGGGUAUCUGGAGCAGCAGCGGACGCGGCCGCAGACGCUGGGGUUUGGGUUGGGGGAUUCGCCGGUCGGGCUGCUGGCGUGGUUCGUGGAGAAGCUGCAUGCGUGGAUGGAGGUGAGGGAGGGGUUGUCGGAUGAGGAGAUCAUUACGUUGGUCAUGAUGCAUUGGAUACAGGGCGCGACGCCGGGACUGCGGUUUUAUCGAGAGGCGUUUGGCGAGAUGAGGGAGGCGGAGAGGACGUUUGAGGCGUAUGUGGCGGUGCCGACGGGGGUGAGUAUGUAUCCGAAGGAGCAGUUGCAUUGUCCUCGAGAUUGGGCUGCGCAGGUCGCGAACAUCAAGUUUUGGAAAGAGCAUACCCGAGGCGGACACUUUUCCUCGCUGGAGCGCCCGGAUCUGUUUGUUGCGGAUUUGAGAGAAUUCGUGCGGGUGCCGUCGGUGGAGAAAUCGAUCAUGAAGGCAGUUUGA